AUGCUCGAGAUCAGCAUUGUGAGCACGUCGUUGGUUACUCUUGGGGAUAAACUGCAUGGAUUUGACCAGACUGCCUGGGUCCCAAACGCGUAUAUUCUCACCUACUCUGGCUUUCUCAUGAUCUGGUCAAGGUGCGGGGACAUUUUCGGUGUCAAACUAGCUUUGCUCAGCUCAUUGGGAUUUUUUAUCGCAUUUUCUGGCGGAUGUGGAGCAGCAAAUACGCUGAAUGAUCUUAUAAUAUGUCGCGCCUUUCAAGGCGUCGGUGCCGCUGGCGUUUUCUCUUUGAGCACAUUUGGCUUCUUGCGAUUGAUGCAUCCUUCCAGGUAUGGCAUUAUUGCCACCAUGGCCGGGAUCAUGAUAUCUCUGGGACUGGUAUUGGGCCCCAUUUGUGGUGGCGCAAUUGAUAACGCUGGCGGCUGGCGGUGGAUCUUUCUAUUGAACCUCCCGGCCGGUGGCAUCGCAUGGUUAUGUAUUCUUCUCGCAAUGCCCUACCAUUACCCGAAUCCUCCACCACUGAAGGAAGAUGGACAAUCCACCGGAUCCUGGUUAAACUGGCUUCUCCAGGGGCAACGAGUCUUUUUUAAGCAGACAGACUUCCUGGGUGCAUUCUUCAUUCUGGCAGCGUCAAUGUUGCUAGUGGCCGCGCUGCAGGAGGGCACUGUAGACUACACCUGGUCCUCCGGCGUAAUUGUCAGCUUUUUCGUUCUAUCGGGCAUGCUCUGGCUUGCGUUUCUGACGUGGAUCUGGUUCCUUAGUCGCCGAUCAUGGUCAAUCCAGCCUAUUCUGCCCUGGCGGCUUACCAAGAACCGAGUGUUUAUGGGUGUUAUCCUGUGGGUCUUCCCCUCUUUCCCCCUCUUCUUAUCCGGAGAGUAUAAUAGCACAAUAAAGAGCAACGUUAAUAUAACUUCGGUCGUCACCCUCAGAGGAUGGCUUUUAUCAGGUCCUCCGCUCGUCGUGUGUGUCAUUGACCUUCCCCAGCGCUAUCAAACCGUCAACAAAAGCUCCCCACUCGGAGCCGGGGUGAAGCUGCUUGCGUACGCACUAAGCAAUCCUGUUGGGGGAUGCACAUGUUCGUUCCUGAUGACCAAGUACAAAGUUCCAUUUGUAUACACGCUACUCGUCGGGUUAGUGCUCCAGGGCGUCGGAUUCUUUCUCAUGUCUGAGAUUCCCACCACUGUUUCCCUCUGGAUGGGGCAGUUUGGUUACUCCGUGAUCUUCGGGUUAGGAGUAGGAGCCUCGACAUCGGUUAUGUAUAUGCUUGUGCCGGAGUCCGUGGAAGAACCCGACCAGCUGAUCGCAAUGGGAACUGCAAGCCAGGGCCGGCAGGUGGGUGGCGCCUUAGGUGUAGCGAUUGCAACCACGAUACUCAAUACCCAUCUGACCAAGAGUCUGGCGUCGUUUCUGUCCCCAGAGCAAAUCAAGACCAUCAAAGACACGGCACAAGCAAUUGAGAGUCUUCCCGAAUCAACGCAGAUUGACGUUCGUUCGACCUUCGCGGAAGCGUAUAAUAUGCAGAUGAAGAUGGUCGGAGGGUUUGCUUUAGCGCAGAUGUUGGUUGUUGCCCUGAUUUGGCAGAAACCACAGCUUCACAUCAACAGGUUACGUGGAGGAGCUUAA
This is a messenger RNA of Aspergillus affinis, 1617 nucleotides long. RefSeq names its product MFS general substrate transporter. The record is from RefSeq and is a predicted model, not a curated record. Lineage: Eukaryota; Fungi; Ascomycota; Eurotiomycetes; Eurotiales; Aspergillaceae. Gene Ontology annotation, molecular function: transmembrane transporter activity. The transcript has 4 exons. Bases 1 to 1617 code for a protein of 538 amino acids. Gene Ontology annotation, biological process: transmembrane transport.